Molecule: messenger RNA, 90 nt
Organism: Lactuca saligna
Lineage: Eukaryota; Viridiplantae; Streptophyta; Magnoliopsida; Asterales; Asteraceae
Source: the annotation of a GenBank genome assembly
GUAACUUUUAGCAUCCUGGGUUAUGCGCAUAAGCUGUUUGAUGAAAUUCCUGUUAGAACUGUGGAAGGAAUCGGCAUAUUAGCUUCUUAA